Molecule: messenger RNA, 3318 nt
Organism: Microbotryum saponariae
Lineage: Eukaryota; Fungi; Basidiomycota; Microbotryomycetes; Microbotryales; Microbotryaceae
Source: the annotation of a GenBank genome assembly
AUGCAGAGCACUCCCUCGCUGACGCCAUCGCGACGUGCACCACCCGUGCCGACGGCGCCGCACGACCCGGGUUAUGGUCGCGGGUACGACACGCAUGCGAACGCGCCGUCGUUAGCUGCCUCGAGCGCGAACGCUGCCCACACGAUGACCACGUCGCCGACCCACUCCAACAGCGACGGCGGACUGGCAUCCUUGUCGGCGUCUGCACUAGCCUACCCGCACGCCCAGACCAUCGUCCGGCGCGGCUGGUUGAGCCUCAAGGAGGAUGGCCUGCGCGCAUGGAUCUGGAGCAAGCGAUGGUCGGUGUUACGCGAGCACACGCUGAGCUUUUACAAAAGCGAUGUACGUCCCACAUCGACCGCGCGAUCAACGCUGCGUUGCUCUCUCUCUCUCUCUCACUCUUUCAUUCUUCUACGCUACGCAGCGUGCUACGGUCCGUUUUCGGGCUCGAGCGAGUUGGGGCGGCGUGCGCUGUGGUGGGCGUGCGCGUUGAACGUUGAACGUUGAACAUUGAGCAUUGGCGUGGUCGCAGCUGCCCGUCUCGCGUCGACACGGGGCCGCCCGCUUGUCGCUGCGAGUCACACAAUACCCUUCGCCUUCCUUGGCAUGCUCCAACGAGGCGGUGCUGUCACUGCGUUGCUCGUGCCUUGGUAGCCUGGCCCGUUCGGACGACACGACAUGACGCGCCGCAAUCAAACCCUGCCCCGCCACCCCACACAACCCGAACCCACCCAAGUAAACGAGUUGUUUAGCUGCUGACUAUCCGAUCUCCGGUCCAUUCCAGACAAGCUCAAGCAACGCCCUGGCCGUCAUACAACUCAAACAUCUGACCUCCGUGACCCGAGGAGAACUCAAGCCGUACUGCCUCACUCUCGUCACCCCAGCGCGUACACACCAUCUGGCGCUCAAGUCGGACGAAGAACUCUACUCGUGGCUGGACGACAUCUACUCGCGCUCGCCCUUGAUGGGCGUGUCCAGUCCCACGAACUUCGUGCAUCAGGUUCACGUUGGGUUCGAUCCGGUCUCGGGGGCGUUUACCGGCCUGCCGGAGCAAUGGACACGCUUGCUGACAAGCAGUGCCAUCACUAAAGAGGAUUACGCUAAAAACCCUCAGGCCGUGCUCGAUGUUCUCGAAUUCUACACCGACAUUCAGAAGCGCGAACGAGACGAAUUUGGCAUGGGCUCAAUCUCGAUGGGCAUGGUCGACAUGGCGGACCCACUGCUGUCCUCGACUGCAUCCCCCGUGGCUGCGCGCGGUACAGGGACGAUAGCAACCGCUCCGCCUGCUCGAUUCGACGCUGGCACAGACUAUGCGGGCCAACGCAACGACAGCCUCUCACCAGCUGUGGCCAGGUCAUCUAGUGCCGACCCCAUGAUUACCCCGUCCUCGGCCCAAUCGUACUCUAGCCCUGGCAUACCUGGGGCUAGUGGGUCGUUGUCGCCCAUGAGCACAGAUCCAGCCACUCCGUCCUUCAAUUCCAGUCGACUCGGUGGCUCUGCUGGUUCUGCGGCGCCCGUACCUUAUCGACCUGCUCCCGGUCCUCCACCUCGCAGUGGGCCUUCGGCGGAUCAGGUAUAUCAUGCCUCUGACCAGCGCCCUUCUGGCGCAUCCUUGGUUGGACAUCCACGAGCUCCGCCACCACGGCCGACCCUCGUACCCGGCCGGCCCGCUCCGUCCAUCCCACAAAUCUCCUCCACGAACCUGCAUGGUCUGAAAACAUCGUUGACCAGCACGUCGUCAAGUGCAGGUCUCAGAACGAACCAGGUUUCAAAGCCAGACGACGCUGUGCUCGCGAGCCAUUCCGCAGUACCUCAGAUUUCGCACGGCACGCCCACCCUCGGCCCACCGUCCGGUCCCAAACCCCUGAAAUUGGUUGCAGGGAAUUUUCGAUCGAAUGAAGCCUCGGCAUCAUCGACUUUCACGGCUGGUACGUGCCAGCGAUGUUCCCCUAGGCUUUUCUUGUGCUGACUAUGGCGGUCCUGGUAUCGCACAGCCCCAAAAAGGCCUGAGGCUCCAAGGAAGAAUGAGAACGGCGAAAGUGAACGAAGGAUUUCUACCAUGUCGGAAGCCCAGAUCAUGGCCAAGCUCCGCUCAGUUUGCUCAGUUCAAGACCCAAACGCGCUUUACUCAAAGAUCAAGAAGGUUGGUCAAGGCGCAUCGGGGUCCGUCUUCGUGGCCAAAGUCCUGGACAGCGGGUCUAAAGUCGCCAUCAAGCAAAUGGACCUCAGUCAUCAGCCUCGCAAGGAGCUCAUUGUAAACGAAAUUCUCGUAAUGAAGGAAUCUCAACAUCCCAACAUUGUCAACUACCUCGAUUCGUUUUUAGUCAAGGGGGCAGAAUUAUGGGUGGUGAUGGAGUUUAUGGAGGGCGGCGCAUUGACCGACGUCAUCGAUAGCAACUCGCUGGAGGAGGAACAAAUUGCCAGUAUAUCGAAUGAAGUAAGCCAAGGCACCCGUGCUUACAAAGCAAUGCUCUCGUGCCGCUGACGAACCGGGAACGAUAAACGCCCGUUUUUACCUAAGACAUGCAAGGGUUUACAGCACUUACAUGGGAAAAGCAUCAUUCACCGCGAUAUCAAAAGUGACAAUGUGUUGCUUGAUGCGCAGGGUCAUGUCAAGAUCAGUCAGUCACGUUUACUCGGCCCCGGCGUUCGCCAAUUAACGCCUGAUGCAGUGUGCUGACCACGGGGCUCCGCAUGAUCGCCCCUGUAGCCGACUUUGGGUUCUGCGCGAAGCUCACGGACCAGAAAUCGAAACGCGCUACGAUGGUCGGCACACCAUACUGGAUGGCGCCCGAGGUUGUCAAGCAGAAAGAGUACGGGGCCAAGGUUGACAUCUGGUCGCUCGGCAUCAUGGCAAUCGGCAAGUACAGCGUUUGCGUUUCCCAGCCACCAGAAGUGAACGCCGCCUGACCACGCUUCCAAGCAUGUUCUGGACUUUCGACUCAUUGUUCAGAAAUGAUCGAGAACGAGCCACCGUAUCUGGAUGAGGAGCCCCUCAAAGCAUUGUACCUAAUUGCCACAAACGGCACUCCCACUCUCAAGAAGCCCGAGAAGCUCAGUAAAGAGCUGAAGAACUUUCUGGCCGUGUGCCUCUGCGUCGAUGUCAAGUCUCGGGCCACGGCCGAUGAGCUCCUACAGGUACGCUCCCAACACAAAGAACCCUUCAUGUCUUCGUCACUGAUGUUCCUUCCGUGCCUUCCACGCCUUCCUCUGCAAACCUGGCAUGUUUUUUCGACUCGACAGCACGAGUUCCUACGCAAGUCGUGCCCUUUGUCUGAACUUGCUCCCCUGCUUCGCUUCCGCAGCUCUCACAAGUGA